CGCCCCCAGAGGUGGAGCGAGUGCUGGGAGAGCUGCUGCCUGUCGGCCCCGGCCGGGCGAGCGCGCUGCGGGCUGGGCGCUGGGAGGCGGCGGGGCCCGCUGCCCGGGGACAUGAAGCUGAGCAGGCAGUUCACGGUGUUCGGCAGCGCGAUCUUCUGCGUCGUGAUCUUCUCCCUCUACCUGAUGCUGGACAGGGGCCACUUCGACCAUCCCAAAAGCCCCCGCCGGGAGGGCACCUUCCCCAAGGGCCAGCUUUCAAUAUUACAAGAGAAAAUAGACCACUUAGAACGUUUGUUGGCAGAAAAUAAUGAGAUUAUUUCGAACAUAAGGGACUCGGUGAUCAAUCUGAGUGAAUCUGUGAAGGAUGGUCAAAAAAACCCUGAGGCCAUAAAUUUCAGUCAAGGAUCUUUCUCCGACCUUCUGCCGUCUGCUUUAGUAUCCCUCACAGUUGAUCCUGAGGAUUGCUCAUUUGCUUCAAAAAGUGGAAGUCAAGAUUCAGAUGUACAGAUGUUGGAUGUCUAUGAUAUUCUUCCUUUCGAUAAUCCAGAUGGUGGAGCUUGGAAACAAGGAUUUGAUAUCACAUACAAUGAAAAUGAAUGGGAUGAUGAACCUCUUCAAGUGUUUGUUGUGCCUCAUUCACAUAAUGACCCAGGUUGGUUGAAGACUUUUGAUGACUACUUCAGAGAUCAGACACAGCAUAUCCUAAACAACAUGGUGAUAAAGCUGCAAGAAGACAGCAGGAGGAAGUUCAUGUGGUCUGAAAUCUCUUACUUUUCAAAGUGGUGGGAUGGAAUAGAUAAUCAAAAAAAGGAUGCUGUUAAAAGAUUAAUAGAAGAUGGACAGUUUGAAAUAGUUACAGGAGGAUGGGUCAUGCCUGAUGAAGCUUCUCCUCAUUACUUUGCUUUAAUUGACCAGCUGAUAGAAGGACAUCAGUGGCUAGAGAAGACGCUAGGAGUAAAACCGAAGUCUGGUUGGGCUGUUGAUCCCUUUGGGCAUUCACCAACAAUGACUUACCUUCUGAAACGCACAGGAUUUUCCAACAUGCUUAUACAGAGAGUUCAUUACUCGGUUAAAAAGUAUUUUGCAACCCAGAAGACACUAGAAUUUUUCUGGAGACAGAACUGGGAUUUGGGAUCCGGUACAGAUAUCCUUUGCCACAUGAUGCCUUUCUAUAGCUAUGAUGUUCCUCAUACUUGUGGUCCAGAUCCUAAAAUAUGUUGCCAGUUUGAUUUUAAGCGUCUUCCUGGAGGAAGAAUAAGUUGUCCCUGGAGAGUUCCGCCUGAGGCCAUUCAUGCUGGGAAUAUUCAGCACAGGGCUUGGAUGAUUUUAGAUCAAUACAGAAAGAAGUCAAAGCUUUUCCGUACUAAAGUUCUGUUGGCGCCACUAGGGGAUGAUUUCCGUUACAGUGAGAGCUCAGAAUGGGAUCAGCAAUACCAGAAUUAUCAAAAGCUUUUUGAUUAUAUGAACUCUCAUCCUGAGUUACAUGUUAAGGCCCAGUUCGGGACUUUGUCAGAUUAUUUUGAGGCUUUGCACAAAGCAGGUAAUUUGGAGGAAACAAACAGCAAUUCAUUUUUUCCUGUCCUGAGUGGAGAUUUUUUCACGUAUUCAGACAGAGAUAAUCAUUAUUGGAGUGGAUAUUUUACAUCACGACCUUUCUACAAAAGACUAGAUAGAGUUCUGGAAUCUUAUUUAAGGGCCGCUGAGAUCCUUUAUUCUUUGGCUCUAGUGAGGUCUAAAAAAUCUGUUAAGAUGAAUGCAUUUCCUUCAGUGGACCAUUAUACAUUGCUGACUGAAGCUAGAAGGAACCUAGGACUCUUUCAGCACCAUGAUGCCAUCACCGGAACAUCUAAAGAUUGGGUAGUUGUGGACUAUGGCACUAGGCUUUUCCAUUCAUUAAUGAAUUUGAAGAGGGUGAUCAUUGACUCUGCUCAUGUUCUUAUCCUAAAAGACACAGAUACCUAUAUCUUUAACCCGUCGUCUCCAUUCCUUAAGAUGGAUGAUGUUCAGUCUUCACAAGAUUCUCUGCCACGCAAGACAGUCAUAAAGCUGAGUACACAGCCAAGGCACCUUCUGAUUUAUAAUCCUACAGAACAGGAGCGGUUCUCAGUGGUGUCAAUCUAUGUGAAUUCACCCAAAGCUAAAGUAUUAUCUCCUUUGGGAAAACCUGUUAUGGUCCAGAUUAGUGGAGUAUGGGAUACAGCAACUACAGUAUCAAAUGAAGCAUAUCAGAUCACUUUCAUGGUGCACCUACCACCUUUGGGUUUGGGAGUUUACCAGCUUAUGGAGGGUUUGAAUUCAGAAAUGGUCUUGGCUGAUUAUAAAAUAUAUACUAGUGGAGAGAAUAAUGUUCAGGUGAACCCAGAUAAAGUGUUCAAGAUCAAGGAGAUGCAAAAUUCUGCGGAUGAUAUUAUUUUAGAAAACUCUUAUGUGAAACUAUGGUUUUCUGGGAUCUCAGGGCUUCUAAAGAAAAUUAACAUGAAAGAAGAUGGCAAAAAUUAUCAAGUAAAGGUGGAGUUUGCAUGGUAUGGAACCACAAGUAACAGAGAUAAGAGCGGGGCUUAUCUCUUCUUACCAGAUGGAGAGGCCAAGCCUUAUGUUUUCACAGAUCCACCAACCAUUAGAGUCACUCAUGGAAGGAUUUUCUCUGAAAUUACUUGUUUUUUCCAUCAUUUGACACACACAGUGCGACUUUACAAAGUUCAGGGGUUGGAAGCCCAGUCUCUUGAACUGUCCAAUAUUGUGGAUAUUAGAGGAGAAUACAAUCGUGAGCUUGCAAUGAGAAUUUCAUCUGAUGUUAACAGCCAAAAUAGGUUUUACACUGACCUUAAUGGGUUUCAGAUUCAGCCUAGAGUGACAAUGAGCAAAUUGCCCCUUCAGGCAAAUAUCUAUCCAAUGACUACAAUGGCUUAUAUCCAGGAUGAUACCAUUCGUUUGACCUUACAUUCUGCUCAGUCUCUAGGCGUUGCAAGCUUGAAAAGUGGACAAUUGGAAGUCAUCAUGGACCGUCGACUUAUGCAGGAUGAUAACCGUGGCCUUGGACAGGGUGUUCAAGAUAACAAGAUCACAGCUAAUCUGUUCCGACUUCUACUGGAAAGAAGAAAUGGAGUAGAUGAGAAAGAAGCAAAGUCAUCAGUCAGUUUCCCCUCUCUUCUGAGCCAUAUAACAUCGUCUUUCCUAAAUCAUCCUGUAAUUCCAAUGACUACAUAUGCAGAAUCUGGUAACCCACAGAUUUUGAAUGUCUUUUCUCCACUCUCUUCAUCCAUGCCUUGUGACAUGCACAUGGUCAAUCUAAGGACAAUACAAUCUAAGGCAGAUUCUGGGCCAUCUGAUGAAGCAGCCCUGAUCCUUCACAGAAAAGGAUUUGACUGUAGAUUUUCAAACAAAGACACAGGGCUAUUAUGCUCUACUACUCAGGGAAAGAUAAAGGUGCACAAACUCUUUAAUAAGUUAAUCAUUGAAAGUCUUAUACCUGCAUCUUUAUCACUGAUGCAUUCACCUCCAGAUGCCAGAAAUAUUAGUGAGAUCAAUAUGAGUUCGAUGGAGAUAAAUACAUUCCGGAUCAGACUGAGAUGAAACCUGGCUUUAUUCAUACAGAGAACAAGAAUCUACAGUUAUUUUUCCUUUAAAUUUGACGUGCAAUAAGAAGCACAUUGUUAUUCCAGUUUCUGGAUACUGUGAGAGAAUCUGCAUUCUAGAAUUUUUUUGUCUUUUGACCAACACAAUAAAUAGCCAUGUUGCAAACAACUUUUUCGUUUUUACAUAAAUACCAACAUCAGUAUAAGUUAAUGCAACACGUGAAGAAAUUUCUAAGGAUGUUAACCUCUCGACAACACGUUGAAUCUCAGGUUAAAUGCUGAUUAAUAGUUUCUGGGGUUUUUUUUGUUUUUUAAGGGAAAGGGAGUAGAACUUAAAUGACUUGUUUUUCUGAUCCUUGCUUGAUUUAUAUACAAAUAAUUGUCAUGUUGAAAUCCCUAAUACAGCUUUGAAUUGAAAUGGAAUAAAAAGCUCUUGUGUAAUAGCUAAUGUCCAAAUAUUUUGAACCAUUUAUAUAAAUAACAAUAAUCUCAGUUUAUUCCAUACUGAAUUUCAAUUUAUUCAAUGGGAUAGAAAAUUGAAUCCCGCGGUAAAAUAAAAGGCAGGAGUCUGUCUUGUUAGUGAUGGUAGUUUUUAAAAAUUUUGCCCUAUCAUCACUUUGUGACUUUCAUGGCUUAAGAAAAUGUAGAAAUUCAAAUUAAUCCUGCGGUGGAAAAAGUAUAGGAAUAUUUAAUAAAACUCCCAUUUUGUUAUUUGACAUAUUGGGAUAUGUGCAAUUAUUCCAUUAUCAUAUACAAUAGAAAAGUAAAUGUGUAAUAAUCAUGAAUACAAGAUUUUUUACAAAAACUCAUUUGGAUACUGAUGUUCUCUGAAAUGGGUUUUCUAUAUCAAGAUUAAUGUGCCUUAUUUUUUAAUGUGUCCCGUUACUAUUUUACUGUCCACAACACUGUUUUGGGGAAAAGGGUAGUUUAUAUAAUACUUACUAUGUGUCUUCUAUUUGACCAUGCUGGCCACACUCUGAUCUAUGUCCUUCAGCACCAAAUUUGGGCUGUGUUGUUCUGAACAUUUUGACUAUUUGAAUGUACUAAAAUGUUACAAGACAAAAUAUUGUAAGAAUGAGGAAUACUGUAAUAUUCAUAUUCAGCCACUGUCAAGGAAACUGCAUCUUGAUGCAGAGAAUUGAUAGUAUGUAAAACAGUUUGCAAAACCCAUCAUAAAUGUAUUUGCAUUUCACAGAUUGCAGUAAACUGUGCAUUGAGACUCAUGUGCCUAUAUAUUUUAAAAUGCCACUCUUCAAACUUAAUAAUCAUGCUUACAUAUGUUGCCAAUGUUUACCUUAUUGGGGAAUAGCUUUUUAUUCCUCUCACUUCGUUUUCACCAUGUUAAGUAUUUUGCAUCGAAUGCUGAAACCAUGUGAGUAUGGACAUUCUGUUUCCCUGAAUUAGCUACUGUUUACAAUUAAAUUGUACUAAUUUGCAUCUGAGUAUUAUUCCCUUUCUGAUCUUCUUUAAUCUUCUAUCUCUGCCUUCAUUUUUGCUUAAGCUUUACUUUUACAUUCAUCAGUGAUUUUAUUUAAUAAUAACAGAUAAACCCUCUUACCAACAAAAGACAUUUCUAACUCUAAAAAUGACUGCUGUGCUAUUUUAAUUAGAUAAUUUUGGUGCUGUGAUAUAUCAAAUCAUAUCUUGUAGCCAUACAUUCUAUUUCAAAUGUUAAAUUAAAACAUUUUACUUUUUCUUUUUGCAUGUACUGUCAUGGUUUCAAUGUCUGUUUAUCAUGAUUGCAUAAUUCAUAACUUAGUUCAAUCUGCUAAAUAUUCUUAAGAGUAGAAUAUUUAGCAGAAUUUAGUGUGAAUUAUGUCAAGGAUAUGUUGACCACUAACCAUUUAUGAGAAGUUGAGAAUUAUAUUUGAGACUAUAGAGAACAGUAAAUUGAUGUUUUCAUGCAAUAAAGAUGUACUGUAAGCUUUCUUGGCUACAUUAUUUGAAAUUUUCCCCUUUUAAAUUGAAAUUUACAAUCUGUAAAUUCGUAGAAAAUUGUAGUAACAUUUUCUAUUUUUUGUUGCAUAUUUAGAUGAGAAAUCUUCCGAGCAUUCUUUGCAAAGACAAUAUUCAAAAUAAUAUCUUAAAUUAUGUUAGGAAGAAAAUUAAAAUUCUGAUGCAAUAAAAUUGAAAGUAUUCUUCCCCAUUGGAGUCGUUUCCAAAGGAUCUGUUUCUAUAGAAUUAAACCAUGUAUUGUAUAAGUUUUUCAUUUGUUACCAACUGUACAAUCAUAAUACCUGAAUAUUCUUUAACCAGCAGAUUUCUGCUUUGUUCUAGUAUAUUUUAUCGGGAGGUGGGGGGGAUGUACAGGAGACUUAAAUGCCUUCUGUUUAAAUUAUAAGUUAUGGUAAAGUUUGAAUCAGUUUGAGGUCUGUUAUGGACCUCCUUAUCUCAAUCAAAAUUUCCAUCAAAGUCAGCAAGCAGAGAUUAUGCUUAGGUGUCAGUUCAAGAUUGUGCUCUUGCUUCCCUCUCCCCCAUACCUCCUAUGAUUUGUUACUCAAUACUUUAAUUGUAAUAUUGUGGUUUUGGAGAUAUUUUUUUCUAUGCAUUAACUAUACAUACACCAUCCAAUUUUAAUUAUAUUUUUACAUUUUUUCUAAUUUUGUAUAGCUGCACUGGUGAUUGAGAUCCAAGCAUCCUUAAUUUCCACAAAUAAAGAUUUAAAGAAAAUUCAGUUCAGGAUAUGGCUUCAAACAUUGUAAUUAUUUUCCAGACCAUAAUUGUACUUACAUUGAGGUUGUGGGGUGUUGUUUUUUUUUAAACAUUCCCUUAUCUUAAAUGUCUUUGAUUUUUUUUCUUGCUCAUCCUGUCUCUGAAAAACUGGUUUAAAUGGAAUGUUUUUGAUAUUUUCUCUUGGAAGGUUUUAUAUCUUUUUGGGGAAAUGGAAUAUAAGAUCGCUAAUAAAAGAACUUAUGGUGAUAUGCUGUCUGUG
Molecule: messenger RNA, 6507 nt
Organism: Pelodiscus sinensis (Chinese soft-shelled turtle)
Lineage: Eukaryota; Metazoa; Chordata; Testudines; Trionychidae
Source: RefSeq, a predicted model, not a curated record